Messenger RNA from Daphnia carinata, 2159 nucleotides. RefSeq lists its product as uncharacterized. The record is from RefSeq and is a predicted model, not a curated record. The transcript has 5 exons. Lineage: Eukaryota; Metazoa; Arthropoda; Branchiopoda; Diplostraca; Daphniidae. Bases 841 to 2061 code for a protein of 406 amino acids.
AUUUUCCCUGAACAUUCCUGGGAAUGACAUCCAUUAUUCGUGGCUAGUGAAAUAUGAAUAAACAUGAAGAACGAAAACGACAGGGAAUAAUAGAACGCGAGUUUCCAGUCACUACAAACUUAUUCAGAACCAGCUCCAUCGGGUGUCAACGGGUUUUUGUUAUUGAAGACACGAAAGGACCAGUUUUUCAGCACACAUUCCGCCAUUGUUGGAAUGUCGCUUCUGUAAGACGUUCGACAUUAUUUCAUCCCCCACAAACAUUCCACAUUUUUCCUUUCCAAAUCCAACCGUUUCAAUAGAAAGAAAAGGGAAGAAACGGAAGCUGUUUUUGCCCGUUUCAUCCAUCCAUCCGUGUAAACAACACACAUUUCCCAACACCCGGGCUGGAUGUGUGUGUGUUACACCAUAUUUACAAUAUGAAUGGUGAGUGCUACGGGUGCACUUUAAGCGCCCGCAGCUUUUUCCCAGGCACCUAAAGCACCUGGUCUUCUUAUAGUUCCAAAGAAGAUAUGACUCAAAGAAUUGACCUUUCCCACACAAGAUCCCUAAUUUUCGUGCAUCAUUGCUAUCUUCAUCUGAUGGCAGUCGACGAAUUGAGCCAUUUCUCUUUCUUCUACUUUGCUGGGAAAAAAACAAAAGAAACUUCGUGCACAACCACGUCCGGGCUCCAUUCGAUACAGUUCUACUAUCAUUAUUUAGAAAGCUAGAAAGAGCUCCCCCUGGUUACGAAACGGUAAAACAACCGAAAUUGAAUCGUAAUAAGAUGGAGUUACGCCGACUAGAAGCAGAAUUGAAACCGUUAAGAAUCUGUUCGCUGAACUCAAGACAAUAACUUAACGUAUGAUUCGAGACAUAGUCGAUAGUAACUGGAGCGCUAAGAUGCUGUUCCGGAAGUCUAAGCAAAGGUUCAUUUUUUUCAUAACGGCAAAAAUUGAAGAUAAAUAUUUAGGGAAGAAAAAAACGGAUUUGUUGAUGGAGAAGAGGUCUUUGACCAUCUCGUUUAUAUCGUCAUUGACCGAGUUGAGAUUGGCCAAGAUGGAAGUGACUUACUGCAUCUUUUCACCUAUCAUGCUGAUGUGGCUGCUGUGCGCCGGAAUUGAUGGGGUCGAGUCGGCUGGUAAUGUGCCUCUGGAGAGGGCCAUUAACAUCGCUGGAAUUCGCAGACCUCUGAUGAAAAACGAUCAACCCAAUAGGAUUUAUCUCAGGUCUGAUCAACGCUCGCCUUCACUACCCCUUCGGACUCAUUAUUAUCGUCGUCCACCCUUACCGCCGCAUCGUCGACAGCAACAACACAAACAACAACAACAACCGGGUUUCAUAAGGAAUUCCAACGGACGCCACCCACCUCGUCCGGCUCCCGUUUCCAUCAACAAUCAUCUCGCAUUUGCGGGCGGUAAUCCCGGACGCGGAAAAUUCCAUCAUCAUUUUAUAAACCAACGGCAGCAGCCUCUGAAACAACAUCCCAACCAUCAAUUUCGGACCGUUAACGUGCCUACAAACAUUCACUAUCCGCACAAUAAAAAGCCAACCAACAAUCAACAGUUACAGCCCCCAAAUCGCCAAAAUUUAGGCAUCAGACAGCCAAUUACAGCGCCUCCCUCUCAAAAUCCUCAUGGAACGUCUCCGGAUGAAUUAGCUACGCCUAAUAAACAAAACACGAUGUCGCAGGAUGCACAAAAUCUGUUGACACUUCAACUGGAAGGCAACGACUAUUUGACGUACUUGUACCUAGCGGCGAACGAAACCCAACUGGAAGAAGUAUACCUGACGGCGGCUACGAACGCGGGCGACACGGUGACUCAUCCACCGUCAGAUGAUGACGACAUCAUUAUUGGAGCGCCAAGCGUACAUUUUGAUCCGUAUUUAUCGCAAAAUGAAUCUUCCAAGCCCAAAUUGUCUGGGGAGCAAAAUACGGCGAAUAGUGAUGACCAUUGGAAACUAACUAACGAAGGAGGAAAGGCAGCGGUCGAUGAAAACGUGAUCAAGUCAUUAGAUGAGGACUGGAUGCCCAUUUCUUCGCCUUGGGACAUAUACGGCAAAAAAAAUCGCUCGUCCAAUUAAACAAAGAAAACAAUGUUCAUCAUUCCAGGAAAAAGUGUUAAUGCCACGCAGUUCUCUUAUUUAUUUACGGAAAAAUACAUAAUAAAUAAUAAUAUCCA